Messenger RNA from Symbiodinium necroappetens, 4962 nucleotides. The record is from the annotation of a GenBank genome assembly. NCBI's taxonomy places the organism in Eukaryota, Dinophyceae, Suessiales, Symbiodiniaceae.
AUGGCAGCGCGCUUUGCACCUGCACGGGUGCCAAGACACUUUGGGAGGGUCUUGUUACCUUUGUUUCACCUUCAUGCCAGGCCUGUCAAAGUCCGAUUUGGGCAGUUUCGGUCACCAGCGAUUAGGUUUGCUGCAGAAUUGCCUCGGAGUCGACACUCGCGGCCUUCCCAUGAGAAGCCCAGGCUUUCUCUGCUGCAGGGAGGCGGAGAUGGUGUGCAGACCGCAGCGGGGUUGGAGGUGGGUGUCAUCGGCUACAAUGCGGCCAUUUCUGCCUGCGGUGGUCGUUGGCAACUGGCAGUGAGCCGGCAGCCCGAAGUGCAACCCAUGCUGCAUGCCUUCGUGCCAGCGCUCCGCUGUCCCAGGGCCGCGGUCAACCAAAAAGCCUUCUCACCGGCUGUGAGCGUUGGUCGCCCAAAUGCCGCGGCCAUCCCAUCCGGGCCGUCCGGGCCCAGCGCGCCUCCGCUUGCCCUUGCCUGCUUGGCGGUCCCAGCAGCGGCCAAGGUGGCCGGUGCGAGGAGAGCGAGAGGUCGCCACCUCCGACGAGUGGUUUGCCGGGCAACAGCUAACGACUCCUCCGAUCGGGUUCCGACGGAACGAGAGCGAUACACGGACGCAGCUUGGCAGGCGAUGCAGGAUGCCCCUGGCUUUGCACAGAAGUGCCAGUCGCAGUACGUCGAGCCGGAGCACGUCUUUCUCGCAGCGUUAGAACAGCCGAUCUCAACAACCGGUGGGCUCGCCGCCCGCAUACUGGACAAGCUUGGCAUACAGAAGCCCGUUGCAGUCACCCGGAUCAUGGAGUGGAGCGACAAGCAGCCCAAGGUGACCUCGCCUGGCAGCUCCAUGGGCACUGCCGCCGGCCGGAGCUUGGUGACGAUGAUGUCCGAGUCAGAGGCAGCGGCCAACCAGUAUGGUGAUAAGUACAUCUCCGUUGAGCACUUGGUCCUGGCCUUCUGCAAGGACACACGCUUUGGGCAGCGGUUCUUCUCGGAUUUCGGGUGCGACGAAGCAAAGGUGAAAGCAGCAGUCGAAGAAGUUCGCGGUUCUGGCAGAGUCACAUCUCAGAAUCCGGAGAGCACCUACGAGGCGCUGGAGUUGUACGGCACAGACCUUACAGCCAUGGCCCGGGAGGGCAAACUGGACCCCGUGAUCGGAAGAGACGAAGAGAUCCGGAGGGUGAUCCAGAUCCUAGCGCGCCGGUCGAAGAACAACCCAGUGAUCAUUGGCGAACCUGGUGUUGGCAAAACGGCCAUCGUGGAAGGCCUGGCACGACGAAUCGUGGACGGCGACGUUCCGCAGACGCUCCAGGACAAGCAGGUGAUCUCGCUGGACAUUGGCGGCAUGGUGGCCGGUGCCAAAUAUCGAGGUGAGUUUGAGGAGCGCCUGAAAGCAGUGCUGAAGGAAAUCAAGGAUGCAGAUGGAAAGGUCAUCUCCUUCAUCGAUGAAAUUCACACUAUCGUCGGCGCGGGAGCAUCAGGUGGCGCGAUGGAUGCAAGCAAUCUCUUGAAGCCCUUGCUCGCCCGCGGGGAACUGCGCUGCGUGGGUGCGACGACCCUGGACGAGUACCGCCAGUAUAUCGAGAAGGAUGCAGCUCUGGAGCGUCGUUUCCAGCAGGUAAUGGUGCAGGAGCCGAAGGUUCCGGAUUGCGUCAGCAUCCUCCGAGGCUUGAAGCCCCGCUAUGAGCUGCACCACGGUGUUCGGAUUUCCGAUCGAGCUGUCGUCGCGGCCGCUGUCCUAAGCGACCGGUACGUCACAGAUCGAUUCCUGCCCGACAAGGCCAUUGACCUGAUGGACGAGGCAUCGGCCAAGGUGAAGAUGGAGGUCACCUCGAAGCCCGCGGAGCUGGAGAGGUUAGAUCGCAAGAUACUUCAGUUGGAGAUGGAGCGCCUCAGCGUCGGCGAUGACAAGGACGUUUCGGGAGAUGGUAACAUAAUCGAACAGGACCUGGAGCGAGCGCUGGCGGAGGCUGAGCGCGAGAUGAACUUGCAACGCGCCUGCAGGCUUUACGACAUUGGGCUAACCUGCAGAGAUUCGAGUGAAAGACUUUUGAGGUAUGGUGAGCUGGCAACGGCCAAAAAGGAGCUUGAGGAGAGAGAAGCCGAGGCAGCUGACAAGGAAGAGGACUCCGCCGAGCUCGUCAAUGAACGCGACAUCCAGGAGAUCGUCUCCAUGCAAACAGGCAUCCCUGUGGAGAAGAUGUCCAUGGGCGACCGCCAGCGUCUCUUGAAUCUGGAGGACCAGCUUCACAAGCGCCUCAUUGGUCAGGAUGAUGCAGUCAAGGCCCUGGCCGAAGCGAUCCAGCGCUCUCGCUACGGCCUCGCGGAUCCGAACCGGCCUAUAGCCUCCUGCCUUUUUCUUGGCCCCACCGGUGUGGGCAAGACGGAACUCGCCAAGGCGCUGGCUGAGUGGCUGUUUGAUUCAGAGGAAUCCAUGAUCCGGGUGGACAUGUCGGAAUACAUGGAGAAGUUUGCUGUGUCGCGCUUGACCGGUGCCCCGCCAGGGUACGUCGGCUAUGAGGAGGGUGGCCAGCUGACGGAGCCUGUGCGGCGCAGGCCGUACUGCGUACUCCUCUUCGACGAAAUGGAGAAAGCUCACCCGGAUGUUUUCAAUCUCCUGCUCCAGAUCCUGGAUGAUGGGCGCUGUACCGAUUCCCAAGGACGUACAGUGGACUUCAAGAAUACAGUCAUCAUCAUGACAUCUAACGUCGGCAGCGAUGCGAUUGCCGAGUUGGGUGGGGAGCUGGAUGCAAGCGAUGCUGACACGAAGUUCCAAGAGGUGACCGAGGCCGUGCGAGCGGCGAUGGCCGACGUCUUUCGUCCAGAGUUCCUCAACCGGAUUGAUGAAACCAUCAUUUUCCGGCCACUGAACCGAGCAGACUUGCGGGAAAUCGCGAAACUGCAGUUGGACAGGGUGCAGUCGAGAAUGGAAGACAGGAGUAUCACGAUCGACGUGUCCGAUGGUGCCUUAGAUGUCAUUGCACAGCGUGGCUACGACCCCACUUUCGGUGCCAGGCCGAUCAAGCGCUCCAUCGUCGCUAACGUGGAGACGCCACUCGCACAGCGAGGCCUUCGAGGCGAAUUUGAGGACGGAGACACGGUGAAGAUCGACGUCGAUCGGGUGCCACAACUGCACACACUUUUGAAGUUUCUCGUGCUCGGGGCGGAGCAUUGCUGUUCAAGGGCAGAGAUGCCAGACGUCAGAGACCUUAUCAGCAAGAUGGAGAAGCUGGUCAGAGGCUGCCAAGGUUCGGCAAGCUCAGCGGCAAGCUCCGAUGAGGUCCGCGUGCUCCGGAAGGUGGUCUUAGUGCCCCCACAGUUCCGCAAGGUCUCCGACUUGGUCUGGCCCGAAGAAUUUGCAGAAAUCCAGCAGAGGCCACAGACCAAGUUGGAGCAGACAGACACCGUGGCGGCCUUUAUCCCAAAGCUAGCCCUUCCAGCUGGGUGCCAGGAAGACUUGGGGCGUUUGCUUGUGGGCCUAGCGGCAGACCCCCGAAAACAGCAUGACGUCCGCGACCUGAGGGUUGUUGGCCUGAAGGUGCCGGAGGCUGCGGCGAGAUUGAAAAUUCAGGACCAUCCAGACUGUGGUGUCCUCCAGCUCGCUUUGGCCUUUAAGUUCGUGCAGGGCCGCGUGCAGGACAUGGUGCUGGAGCCGUCGGCUUUGAAUGAGGCCCUGCUCGGCAUCCUUGCCUCUAAUGGAGUGCUGCAGGAGGCCUGCCACAUUCACUGGGAGAGGACGACGGUCCAAAUCAGAGAGCCCGGCCGGCUUCGGGUCACCAUCCGCACAGAAAGUGCAGAGAGUGCGGAGGCCCUGAAGCAAGCCCUGCAGACUUGCAAGCUUGAGAAGAAGCUGCAGGAGAUGAAGAUCGAAGAGUUUGUUCGGACGGCCUCUGCCACAACCUCCGUGCAGUUAGCCUAUGAGUCUGGCAGGAAUGAUAGCCACCGUUCCGACGUAGCAUACUUCCAGUUCUCGCUGGAGGAGAUCAGAUGCAUCGGCGGUCGGAUCCUAGACAUCAUCGACCCGAGCCGGGCCAGCAUCGACCCCAUGUUCUGCGAAGAGACGCUUUUCCCAUCAGAGAAGCCAGGCCAGGAGGCUGUACUGCCUGUAGCAUGGCCCAUUCCGAGUCGUAUCGCACGGGGGCGCCAUGUCAACUCGGCGCCCCCCUCUGCUGGUGCACCUCGCUGGAUUCCUACUGCGCUAGAGCCAGCUACUUUUGAUGGGCUUCGGCUUGCCAGCGAGGUGAGUGGGAUCCCAUGGACAGGGCCACGCACAUUGACGAAUCCAUUGUACCAACGCCUGGGCGAGCUGUUGACGGCCAUGCGGCCACUCUUUGCGCAGUUGGCUCCGGAAGAUGGCACUUUUGGCCUGCACCAGCCACUGGAUGCACGAUCCAAGGUACUGAUCAAGGCCCAGGUUUAUGAGGUGGGCAGUGGCCAGGAGAUUCUUGGCGAGUUGCACCGUGAAGGAAUCUCCCGAGAUCAGAUUCAGAUGGUUGGCCUUUACUACCCCCUCGUCGAUGAUGGGCUGGCAGGUGGCGACCUUGAGAUCACCGCCGUGCUGACUGGUGGCUGCGGGUCACAGUACCCCAAGUCGAAGACCAUAAAUGUGCAAGCUGGCACGGCCAUAGCCUUUGACAACGGCAAGGCAUACCAUCGCAUGACUGCUCUUCGUACAGCCUGCACUUCCUCGAGUCCCAGGGGCCGGAGGCUUGUUGUCGCCUUCUUCGUGCUUUGCGACCUGGAACCUCCCGGGCUGCCCUGCACCGACCGCAUUUGUGUCAACUAUUCCGACAAGGCCCGAGUGAUGGUUCGAAGGAACCUCGGUAUGCUGCCCAAGCACAUCCAGCUCAAUAUCGAGCAGUUUCUCACCGGCGGAAUCUCCUACACGCAGCAGCGCUUUGAGUCCUCCCGUCAAGUGAGGGCUCGCGACGUAUCCCAAGAAGGACUUACGUUCCGCACCAUGGAUUGA